ACCCGCUCAGUUUUGUGUUCCACGCACAGAUCGAAAACCAUGCCACCAAAAGUAUCGUCAAAGGGAGCCAAGAAAGCCGGCAAGGCUAAAGCCGUACGCACCGGUGACAAGAAGAAGAAGAGGAGGAGAAAGGAAAGCUACAGCAUCUACAUUUACAAAGUGUUGAAACAAGUGCACCCUGACACUGGUAUCUCCUCAAAGGCCAUGUCAAUCAUGAACUCUUUUGUGAAUGACAUCUUUGAGCGCAUCUCAGCCGAGGCUAGCCGUUUGGCUCACUACAACAAACGCAGCACCAUCACAUCGAGGGAGAUCCAGACUGCCGUCCGUCUCUUACUCCCCGGUGAGCUGGCCAAGCACGCUGUCAGUGAGGGUACCAAGGCCGUCACCAAGUACACCACCAGCAAAUAAAUGAAUAAAACGCCCUUUUCACCCAACACAACGGCCCUUUUUAGGGCCUCCACUUUGUU
Biomphalaria glabrata is the source of this 467-nucleotide messenger RNA. RefSeq names its product histone H2B, gonadal. Gene Ontology annotation, cellular component: nucleosome. Bases 40 to 408 code for a protein of 122 amino acids. The record is from RefSeq and is a predicted model, not a curated record. The transcript has a single exon. Gene Ontology annotation, molecular function: protein heterodimerization activity; structural constituent of chromatin; DNA binding. NCBI's taxonomy places the organism in Eukaryota, Metazoa, Mollusca, Gastropoda, Planorbidae.